CCCACGACGGAUUCUCGUCCACUUUCCCCCCCACCCCCAGCCUCGGCACAAGUUCUAGGCAGCGAUCCGCGGACGCCUGCUAGCGCGUGCGCGCGCGUGCGUGUGUGUACACGUGGUGACAGCUGGCAGCGUGACAUCAACUAUUGGCGAAACUUGUCGUGCCACCUAUUACAGCUAUUGACGUUGCUGCUGCUGCUGCUACACAAACUUCACACGAGAGCAGUUCGAUGAAGAUUCCUUAACAACAUAAUCGUCGUCAGCAGAAAGUCCUGCGUUCAGAAGACAAGUCUGUUGUUGUUGUUUGCAAGCUCACGUUUGUGUCGUUGCGAAGAAACUUUGUUGUUAUUACACGUUUUGAUCCAAGUCGCUGGACGAAUACACGGAACGCUCUAUGGAUUAUUUUGAAAGCGCCGCAUCGUGCGCAGCUGCCUUUGGCUCCGUUGUAGUCGGCCGAGGAGGGAUGCGCGCGAAAUGAGAAGAACAGAAUUCAGCUGAGCGUCGGAGAGGAGGCGAGAGUCGGAACGCGGAAUCAAUUUCCGUCGCACUAAACUUAUCACAACAACAACAAGGACAGCAGCGGCAACAGCAGCGGGGUCAGCAGCAGCAGCGACAACGUCGAGACAAUCAGUCAACUCGCUCGCGCGAAACAACGAGGCGACGUCUCGUCAACAACCAGAAUCGCUGCGACUCCCGUUGACAGAGAGAGAGAGAGAGGUCGAGGAGGGUCCGUUCCUUACUCAAGAGACUACACGAGCUGGGGAUAACCACGGUUCCAGUCAACCACCGUUCCAGUCAACCACGGUUCCACUCAGCCACGGUUCCAGUCAACCACCGUUCCAGUCAACCACGGUUCCAGUCCAACCACGGUUCCAGUCCAACCACCGUUCCAGUCAACCACGGUUCCAGUCCAACCACGGUUCCACUCAGCCACGGUUCCAGUCAACCACCGUUCCAGUCAACCACGGUUCCAGUCAACCACCGUUCCAGUCCAACCACGGUUCCAGUCAACCACGGUUCCACUCAGCCACGGUUCCAGUCAGCCACGGUUCCAGUCAACACCGACCAGGCGAUAAAGACACCACAGCAACCUGCAACUACCAACAAGUCCGUCCGCCCCCCCCGCUACCCCCCCUCCAAGACAACAGAGCGCCCCCCCCCGACUUCCCCGAACUCAGGGGGAGGGGGCGGGGGCGGUGGGGUGGGGGUUGGGGGGGGAGGGCUGGCUGAGAGUCGGAGGCGAUCGCGUUCACGAGAAUGACUCUUGGCGCAGAGCUACUCGGACGAGGAGUCUGCAUGCAGUCAGACGAGGACUUUGUUGACGUUGUUGGCGAAGAUGGCGGUGGCGGUGUAAGUGGCAGUGGCGGCGGUGGUGGUGGCGGCAUGGACAGACGAGGUGCAGCAGGAGGAGGAGGAGCGACAGUCGUAGUAGGAGGAGCGGGAGGAAGGAGACACGAAGUCGGCCGAACGCGAAGACUUUUCGGCUCCGAUCGCGAUGACAUCGAGGACGUCAUCGACGACUUGGACGAAGACGCCGACGAAGACGAUGACGACGACUUGGACGAAGACGUCGGCUGCUCGAACAGCGACGCAGACAACGCGCGACACCGCGGCCAGAACCGCGGCCUCGACAUCCUGGACGGCGUCAAUUGUGACGACGACGACGACGAUGAUGAUGAUGAUGAUGACGAGGAGGAGGAGGAUGGCAGAGCCGGAAGAGAUGAAGAGGACGAGGAGCGUUUGCGCCGAGACUCCUCCUCGGUGGGGGCGGUAGCGGCGGACGACGACCAGCACGGCGCUCACGGCAACGCGACCUCGUGCAUCAAGGCCACCACCACCUCGUCGUCGUCCUCCUCCUCCAAGGGCGCCCUCGUCAAGCCGCCCUACUCGUACAUCGCGCUCAUCACCAUGGCCAUCCUGCAGAGCCCCAAGAAGCGCCUCACGCUCAGCGAGAUCUGCGACUUCAUCAGCAACCGCUUCCCCUACUACCGCGAGAAGUUCCCCGCGUGGCAGAACUCGAUCCGACACAAUUUGUCGCUCAACGACUGCUUCGUGAAGAUCCCGCGCGAGCCGGGCAACCCGGGCAAGGGCAACUACUGGACCCUCGACCCGGAGUCGGCCGACAUGUUCGACAACGGCUCCUUCCUGCGGCGACGCAAGCGCUUCAAGAGGCAGCAGCUCAUGCAGGCGUCGUCCGUCGAAUUCCUCAAGGAGCAGGCGGCCGCGGCGGCAGCGGCAGCGGCGGCCGCGGCGUUUCUACCCGGGUUCACCUACGCACCUUACUCGGGAUUCAACUACGGAUUGCAGCCCUUGCACGGAUUUCCGUCCAUACAUCACCAUCACCAACAGCAGCAGCAGCAUCAUCAUCAUCAGCAGCAGCAUCACCAUCACCACAACAAUCAUCAUCACCAUCAUCACCAACUACCGCACGCGCAUCAUUUGCAACAGCAGCAGCAGCAACAGCAGCAGCAUCAUCACCAUCACCACCUACCGACGGCGUUGAGUCCGCACCCGUGUUCCGGACCUACCUACACGUUUUCUGCAGCAGCAGCAGCGGCGGCAGCGGCUGCCACGUUCCAAUAUCAGCAGCAGCAGCAGCCUACGUCAGUGCAGGGCGCUUCGCUGCUCCAGCCGCCUCCGCCUCCGCUCAUGCAGGGCGCCUCCUCCUGCGGCGGAGGUCUGCAGCCGAAGAAGAGCGGCGCGGUGUUCGCGUCGCAGCAGCUGAGUCCGCUGGGGCUGCCGCACGGACUAGCGGCGCUCAAGACUGAGUCGGGACCGGCAAAGACAUCUUUCUCUAUUGAUAACAUCAUUGGCGUCAGUGGUGGUGGUGGUGGUGGAGGUAAUGUUCAACCGAUACAGCAGCAGCAGCAAUGCGUGUUCCCGUUUCUGUUGAGUGAAUGAGCGUGGGCAGGAAACUUGCUCUGGAACCACUAGCGUGUGUGGGGGCUACGCGCGUGUGUGGUCGCGCGCGCGCGUGUGUAUGUGUGUGUAUGUGGGUGGUUGGCUCUACGGGGGGACUUUGUCUGUGUACGUGUGGCUAUGUGUGUGUGUGUAUGCGUGUGGGGAGCGAUAGUGUAGCGGUUAGCGCGCUGCGCUAUGAACCUGGCG
This is a messenger RNA of Petromyzon marinus (sea lamprey), 3105 nucleotides long. The record is from RefSeq and is a predicted model, not a curated record. NCBI's taxonomy places the organism in Eukaryota, Metazoa, Chordata, Hyperoartia, Petromyzontiformes, Petromyzontidae.